UUGCAUCACUCGCCCUCAAACUCAAAGCCGUUAGAUAAUCACAGUCCAAUCCCUCCAAAGACUCCUCCGUACCAAAACCCACUAUUAACCUUCCUCCUCCUUCCAUUCCUUAAAUUUGUUAUCCCUUUCUUUCGUCAACACUCAUUGUCGUUGCCUAGAAAAAGUUUCAAUUUUAGGGUUUUGCGUAUGAUUCUUAUUAGAAACUAGGGAUUUUCCCCGGACGCGAAGAGUGUAGACGGGGGACAGAGUUGGUUUUUUCGUUUCAAUGGAGGCCACGGCCGGUGCUGCUGCUGCUUCCACCGCUCGCGGGGCUUCUCUGCAGAUGCCGGCUUCGUCCCGGAAGGAGUGGCGGGCCACUGGGGACCAUCAUUUAGCGCGGCACCCGGGAGAUGAGGAACUAGCGCAAACAAAGAUUGGGCAAUUAGAUGAGAGAACCAUAUAUGAGGUGCAGCAAGGGAGAGAGCCUGUUGAUGUUGAUUUUUGUUCAAUAACAGUGGAUGGAGCACUAGACAGUGAUAUCAUGCAGCAACGGAUUCACAAUGUUGCUAGGCAAAGAGAGGAGCUAGGGCGUGUGGAGAUUGAGUUACGAGCUCAAACAAUUGCAAAAUCUGGGAUAAUGGAAAUGCAAAACAGCUUUGAUGCUCAACUCAAGGAGCAUGCUAACACUACCAGCAAGCUUCAGGAGCAACUCCUUGAUAGAGAGCACAGGAUACAUGAGCUGGAAGGGAAAAUGGAAGUGAAAGACAGAGAGCUUCACGCCAUUAAAUUAGAAAAUGAAGCGGCUUGGGCUAAACAAGAUCUCCUUCGUGAACAAAACAAAGAGCUUGCAACUUUCAGAAGGGAGCACGAUCAUACUGAAGCUGAAAGAGCUCAGCAUGUUAAACAAAUACAUGAUCUUCAAGAACAUAUUCAAGAAAAAGAGAGGCAGCUUAUUGAGUUGCAGGAACAACAUAGGGUUGCUCAGGAGACCAUUAUGUAUAAAGAUGAACAGUUGAGAGAGGCCCAGGCUUGGAUUGCAAGCGUUCGUGAGGUGGAUGUUUUCCAGUCAACUACAAACCAGACAUUACAAGCAGAACUGCGAGAACGUACGGAGCAAUAUAACCAACUCUGGAUGGCUUUCCAAAGACAGUUUGCAGAAAUGGAGAGAGUUCAUUUGCAUGCUAUACAUCAGCUUCAGCUUGAGCUGGCUGAUGCAAGAGAGAGGAGUGGAGCUUACAAUGAUGACUCAAGAAUGUCCCAGACGAGUUCGAAACAGAGUGCAUCUCAGUUUGUGCAGGAUAACGGGAACCAAUUUGAUGUAAAUGGAAGCAGCAGUUCAGGGGGAAAUAACGGUCUCCUUCCAACCGAGAAUUCAGAAAAUGGUCUACCUUUAGCAUCUACUGGAAAUGCACCAGUCCAGACCGAACGUGUUCCUGGUGUUCAUAUUGCUCCAUCAUCUAUGCUGGGGAUGCCUCCAUACAUCCCACCUGGUCAAGUCACUGCAAUGCAUCCAGUUUUUAUGCAUCAACAAGCUGUCCCCCAUUCAGUUGCAUCACAUGUACCUCAAUCACAGGUUGGGCAUUUUCACUCAGUACCUGCAAUGUUACCUCUGCAACAGUGGCAGAACCAACAGGCCAUCUCAGAGAGUUCACAGUUGUCCGAGAAAGAUGAUCAUUCGUCAUCCCACGAUGAUCAGAAUUUAAUGAGAUCAGAUGCUAAGUUUAAUUAUGAAAUGUCUGUUAAUGGACAAGCUCUUAAUAGGGACUACUUGGAUGUUCAUAUCCGUCAAGGGGAGGAGUCUCAAAAUCUUAUUUCAUCAUCUAAUGUGCAAACACAGUCUGUUGAUGAACGACACCCAGAAGCUUCCCGACCAGAUCAAAGCCUACAACAAGUUUCAUCCCAGUUUCAUGAUGUCUUAAGAUUGAAUUCUUUUGAUCUGAAUAGUGAAACGAAGGAUGAGAAUGUCACAGCUUCGGCAAAUCAUGGGGGAGGGGACCAAGUUUUGGUCCCAGAACAAUCAAGCUCUGCUGCAAAUGGAUCAUCUUACCGAUUCCAUUCAGUUAACCAUAGUGAGAUGACAAGAAGUUCUACUGCUACCAUCUUGUCUGAAGCGUAUGCCUCCACUAGGCAUAUGAAUUCAACGAUUGCUAGUUCUUUAGAGGCUGCUCCUCUUGACGAAAGGGGAUUAUUAGCGUGCAUUGUUCGGACUAUUCCGGCUGGUGGCAGAAUUCGAAUUAGUUCAACGCUUCCCAAUAGACUUGGCAAGAUGCUCGCGCCUUUACACUGGCAUGAUUAUGAGAAAAAGUAUGGAAGACUUGAUGAUUUUGUGGCCAACCAUCCUCAAUUGUUUAUGAUUGAGGGUGAUUACAUUCAACUUCGUGAAGGAGCACAAAAAAAGGUAGCAGCCACUGCAGCUGUUGCCAAAGUUGCUGCAGCAGCUGCGGCUUCACCUCCUCAUUCUUCGUAUUUGCCUACUGUGGCUGUUACACCAAUGGCUCAAUCUCAUCGCCUAAAGAAGGUCCCUUCAACUGAUUCCAAAAAUGUUAAAACUGACAGUACAGUUAAGGAAUAUGUAGUCAUCUCUCAAACUACAACUGAUGAUUCCCUGAAGAUUCCUGUAGUGCAGCAUCAGCAGUCUAGUGGCAUGAGCUUUAGUGUUGCUGGGGGCCUCUCAAAUGUCAAAAUUUUGAGUAAAUCUAAGGAUUCCCACAAAAUGGAUGGCUGUGAAAAUAGGCCUUUGCAGUCGUCUGUACAUUUAACUGUUGGCAAUGGGGUUAGCCCAGACAGAUCAAGUAUGGGUAGUACCCAAAAUACAGGAUCAGCUAAUGGAAGGCUAGCUUCAAGCUUUUCUGGGAAACAACAAACCAGGGCAACUGCGGCUGCAUUCCCUUCUCGAAGAUAGUGAUUCUUCUAUUUCGAUCUUUUGAAACAUCUGGUUUGUUUUUUUUUCCUUGUUGGAUCUUUUCAAACAUGGUUUGUUUUUUAUGAUAUCAUGACUAAGCCCCUCUUUUAAGCGCAUCAAGAAAACAUUUGUCAGUGAUUAUUUCUAGAACAUGUGGUGCUUGUGAGCAGUGUCUUGUAAAUCCCGCACUCGCAAUUAUAUCAGAUUAUUAAUUUUGAUAUAUCGACAGUUUGCAUGCA
Neltuma alba is the source of this 3120-nucleotide messenger RNA. RefSeq lists its product as uncharacterized. NCBI's taxonomy places the organism in Eukaryota, Viridiplantae, Streptophyta, Magnoliopsida, Fabales, Fabaceae. The transcript is spliced from 15 exons. The coding region runs from base 266 to 2881 and encodes 871 amino acids. The record is from RefSeq and is a predicted model, not a curated record.